GCUAACGUUUUAUUUGAAGCGGAUUUAUUCCCAUACUUGUGCGAUAUUUUAAUACUAUUAAAAGGCAGUGGGGAUAGUAUUCUGUAUUUGAAACAUAAAGUAGUGUACUGUAUCUACUUGAUGAAAUCUUCAGCUAUUAAAGUGAGAUUACAAAAGGGUGGUUUUUCUAAAGCACUGUUAAUUGGACAAACAAUAAUCAUAAUGUGCUUAGUAUUUACUUUUAUCAAAAAUGAUUCUUCUUUAUUCCAAGAAGAUCCGUCCCAGCAAUCGUUAAUCAGUGCCGACAUUGAUACGAGUGUACGUGUUAUAAAAGAAACAGACGGUGCAUUGCAAAAUUUGACAACAAAAACACAAUUAAUGUGGCAAGAAGACAUAUCAUUGACAAAACAAAAAGAAAGUUCAUCUGGUAAUACAAAUAGAAGUCCAGAAUUUCAAGAAAAGGAUACAAUUAUGAAAGAACGAUUAUCAUUAAUACGUCAGAGAUGUUCGCAUUACAUGCAAGAUGAAUACUGGCAGAACAUUCGUCAGAGUGGCACAGUUUUGACAUAUGAAAAAGAGGAUAUACAUUAUUGUAUAGUCCCAAAGGUUGGGUGUACAUUCUGGAAACGUAUUUUUCGUUUUCUAGGGAAAGACUACCGGACAGAUCAAAAUGUACAAAAGCCCUCAGACAUAAAUAGAAAUUAUGUACAUUACGGUCCCAUGAAAAACAUUCAACAGUGGAAGGUGCAAAAUCCAAUCGCUCGGAUGCUGAUGACAAAAGGAAAGUCAUUUAUGUUUGUUCGUGAUCCGUUCACAAGGUUAUGGUCAGCAUAUAUAGACAAGUUUCUUCUUCCCGACUUUUGGCGAUCGGACGCUUUGCUUGUUGUGAAAAAACUUCGACCAAAUGCCACAGAUUAUGAAAGAUAUUGUGCAAAUAAUGUAACUUUUCAGGAGUUUCUCACAUUUAUAAAGCUGACGUAUAAAAAUGGAUUGAAUGAGCAUUGGCAAAGAUUGCACAAGGUGUGUAGCCCUUGUCACGUGCAAUAUGACGUCAUCGGUAAACAAGAAUCGUUUGGAUUAGAUGCCGACUACAUAUUGACUAAGUUUAAUUUACAAUCUCUAAAGGAAAAUACAACAAAACUAGAUAUGGUUCAUGAAGAAGUUACAACUUUAACAAAAUAUAAUUUUGAUUUAGAAAAUGCCAUUCGACAAGGAUGUUUCAAAAAAAUCGAUGUUGCUAAGAGACUGUGGUUAGCUUUUCAAUAUAACGGCUAUAUAGACAGACGAACGGCUUUCCCGAGGAAUGAUUUGCUCAAGACAGCAUUUCUCAAUAGCACGACUGAAAUAUUUACAGAUUUUGUCUUAAGUACUAUAGAAAAUCAAAAAAAAUUGGGUAUCAAUAUAAAAAAACAAAAACGGACAAUGAUGCUAGAUGCAUACAGGAAAAUACCAAAGGACUUGUUGAAUGACAUAAUUUCUGUGUAUGAGUAUGAUUUUAAAUUAUUUGGAUAUAAUAGAACUUUGUUUGAUUAAUGAAUGUUAGUGAUUCAUUUAGUUUUGUUACUGUAUCACGAAUAAACAAAUUACUGUAGUUGAUUUUACUUCAAUCAAACAUAAUUAUAUACUCAAUAUAAUUACAAUCAAAUACAAGAAAAUGGAAUGAGUUGACAGCUAUAAUGUUUUUAAGGAACUCUCUCCUUCGAAUGUAAUAAGUAACAAAUU
Molecule: messenger RNA, 1701 nt
Organism: Ruditapes philippinarum (Manila clam)
Lineage: Eukaryota; Metazoa; Mollusca; Bivalvia; Venerida; Veneridae
Product: carbohydrate sulfotransferase 9-like
Exons: 3
Coding region: 121-1512 (463 amino acids)
Biological process (GO): carbohydrate biosynthetic process
Cellular component (GO): membrane
Molecular function (GO): sulfotransferase activity
Source: RefSeq, a predicted model, not a curated record